Molecule: messenger RNA, 1799 nt
Organism: Zingiber officinale
Lineage: Eukaryota; Viridiplantae; Streptophyta; Magnoliopsida; Zingiberales; Zingiberaceae
Product: zinc finger CCCH domain-containing protein 40-like
Exons: 5
Coding region: 70-1488 (472 amino acids)
Cellular component (GO): U2-type catalytic step 1 spliceosome; Prp19 complex; U2-type catalytic step 2 spliceosome
Molecular function (GO): pre-mRNA binding; metal ion binding; U6 snRNA binding
Source: RefSeq, a predicted model, not a curated record
AAGGUUUUUAAGGGCAUCCGCUGGCCUGCGUCACUCUCUUUGGCAGCCUCGUCGUCCGAAUCGAUCUCCAUGGCGCACCGGCUGCUGCGGGACGCCCAGGCCGAUGGAUGGGAACGCUCCGAUUUCCCCAUCAUCUGCGAGUCCUGCCUCGGUGACAACCCUUACAUUCGAAUGACAAAGGCUGAUUAUGACAAGGAAUGCAAGAUCUGUAAGCGGCCAUUUACUGUCUUCAGAUGGAGGCCAGGACGAGAUGCAAGAUACAAGAAAACUGAAAUUUGUCAGACUUGCUGUAAGCUGAAGAAUGUCUGUCAAGUAUGCAUUCUAGAUCUCGAAUAUGGGUUGCCAGUUCAGGCUCGGGACACCGCACUUGCUAUAAACUCUAAUGAUGCCAUUCCAAAGAGUGAUGUGAAUAGAGAGUACUUUGCUGAAGAACAUGAUCUCAAGGCCAGAGCUGGCAUAGAUUAUGAUUCUUCAUAUGGUAAAAUGCAUCCAAAUGAUACUAUUCUAAAACUUCAAAGGACAACUCCAUAUUACAAAAGAAAUCGAGCCCAUGUUUGUAGUUUCUAUAUGCGUGGAGAAUGUACUCGUGGUGCUGAAUGUCCAUACCGACAUGAAAUGCCUGAAACCGGUGAAUUAGCUCAACAAAACAUAAAAGAUAGAUAUUAUGGAGUGAAUGAUCCUGUUGCUAUGAAACUUCUAAACAAGGCUGGGGAGAUGCCCUCUCUAAAUCCUCCUGAUGAUGAAAGUAUAAAGACCCUUUAUGUCGGUGGACUUGAUGCCCGAGUCUCCGAACAGGAUCUGAGGGAUAACUUCUAUGCCCAUGGUGAGAUAGAAUCCAUUAGGAUGGUGCUUCAGAGAGCAUGUGCAUUUGUAACUUACACCACAAGGGAAGCAGCUGAAAGAGCUGCAGAGGAGCUCGCCAACAAGCUGGUCAUUAAAGGUGUUCGACUGAAGCUUAUGUGGGGGCGGCCUCAGGCCCCAAAACCAGAGGGAGAAACAUCGGAUGAUGAUGCUGCAAGGCAAGGAGUUGCAUUUCAUGCUGGGAUGCUUCCAAGGUCCGUUAUAUCUCAGCAACAGAGCAACCUGCAGCCUCUUCCGCCUGGAACUGAGAAUCAUAUGCAGCCGCCACCUAACUAUUUCAACAUUCCUGCACCACCGCAAGCUACACGGUUGUUCUACCCUUCCAUGGAUCCUCAGAGGAUGGGUGCUGUAAUCCCCUCACAGGAGGGAGGCGAUAGCAAGGGUGGAUCGGAGCAGCGACCUCCUAUUCAUCAGGGACACGCUUAUCCCAUGGUUCCUUCACAUCAACAAGGGCAUUUCCCACCCCAUUACCCACCAUACGGCUACAUGGCGCCGCCACCAAAUUACCAGCAACAGCAGCAGCAGCAAUAUGCACCUUACCCACCAAUGACGGCGGCUUCACGGCCACCAGCGCCUCCACUGCCAUCCGCAGGACAGCAGUAUCCUCAAGGCCCACCUGGACCAUAGUAGUUUGUCAUCCUCAUAAAAAUUGCAACGGCCUGGGCAGCUUGGAAUUCGUUCGUGAGCAUUAAGGAUCCGUUGGACGUUGUUUACGUACCAUAGCUGCAAGCGAAGAACUGUUUAGUUUUGUUGUAAUCUUUCAGUACCAAUCUAUUGCGUCCUUUCAUAUUCUAGUAACACAGUGGAUGUGCCAAGUAUAUGGAUGUAUUUUUAUCACAUGAAACUGAAGUGUUCAACCGGUCCAGUUUGCAACAGCGCCCAGUCUUUGCAGAUCAUGUUAACAUCAAAUAUAUUUAUUGUCGUUUCUUUAUUAUUCA